AUGUCCUUUCUCGAGUUCCAAACUAUGUCUGUACUAAAUUUCACAGAUAUCGGUUCAGUAGGUCACGUAUAUCCCCAAGCUACACACAAGACUCAAGCAGACACAUUUCUAGAUUCGUUGGCACAAAAACUGAAACUCGAAAAAUGGGAGAAAGACGAAGUGCCGUGUUUAAAAAGCGUUUUAAAUGUUUUGGAAAACGUCAAGAAUCAUACUUUGUGGGCGACUUGGAUUUGGAAUGCGAAUUCGAUACCGUCAGGCAAUUUGUACGGGUCAUUCAGACAUUAUGCGAGUUACGAUCAAUGUCUAAAACCACCAUGGUUGCACACCCAUCCAAAAUUGAAAACCAAAUACUGCUUCACCGAUUUCCAACUUUCUGAUGAUAAUCAUCAUGUUAAAAGAUUAGCUGAUCAUGACCCUUAUGGGUCCACCAUGGAGUUUAUUAAGUCAGUAACUCCAUCGGGAAUGCCUGUGAACCAGAUCAUGUGGGGCUUGUGUAUACCAGCGGCCUGCUCACCUCCAGCAGUCUCCAAGCUGACCAGGGUGGUGUAUGAGGCCGCCACCUUCAGCAGCAUAGCCUCUGACGUCACGGUGAAACACUGCCAGGAAGCUGGGGAGACGCUGCCAUACUCCACUGGGUUUUAUAUCUUCAUAAUAUUGUUAUUUUCGCUGAUGUCUACGGCUGUGGCUUCAACCUUAUAUCGAAUGCAUGUGUCGUCCGGAGAUGAGUCCCCGGAUAGUUUGAUGACAAUCAUAACAAAAUCAUUCUGCAUGAUUAAGAAUCAAGAAGACUUAAUAAAAGUCAACAAGGAUGAAAUUCGUGUGAUGAACGGCAUGAGAUUUAUUACUGCAGCCAUUAUUAUAUCUAUACAUGUGGUCUUCUAUAUGUCAAUAUCUGGUAUAGGUAAUUUAAUGGAUGUUGAUGCGUUUCUCGAAGGUUUUGGUGGAUAUCUUCUGCAUUUUGAUCUCUUUGUGGAUACAUUCUUCACCAUAUCUGGUCUACUUCACAUCAAGGGUCUACUGGGAAGACGGCAGAACCUGUUUAAUGUACUCUGUAAACGGUAUAUAAGGUUAAUAGGACCAUUUGCGCUAAUCGUCUUCUACUUGAUAUCAGUAUCUAAGCACUUUAGUCAAAGCCCGGUCUGGCUUGGAUUGGAGGAAACAGAUGUUUGCGAGAAAAACUGGCUGAAGAGUUUGCUCAUGAUGAAUUCGGAUGUAAGAAAUAUUUGUCAUGAUGUGACUUGGUACUUGGCCUGUGACUAUCAGUUGGCAAUCCUGGGCACUUUUCUCUUCUACCUCUAUCAGAAGAACAGGAAUUUUGGGUUCGUCUCUUACACAAUAGUUACAGUGUUAUCCAUGGUCAUUCCUGGGGUGUUGACGUACUUGUUCACAUUACCUGGUGUUCUCUUUGUGGAUUAUGGUAAAUAUGUAAUCAAAUAUCGUGAGACUUGGGAGAUCAGUUUAUUGUACACGCCGUCCUACAGUCGUGCCAGUCCGUAUCUUGUAGGUGUCGCCAUGGGCUACUUCAUGUACUUGUACAAACCUGCUGACUAUAGGAAAUCUGUUUCUAAAAACUGGUCCAUUGUUGGUAUUGCUGUGAGCUUUAUAAUGAUGGCAGCCACAAUGUCCCUCGGUUACAUCCUCAGACAACGAGGGCUAGAUCCUAUAGAUGCUGUAGUCGCCGCAGCCACUAACAGGAUCUUCUGGGCUGCAGCCAUCUGCUGUAUCAUAGGGAUGUGUGAAUAUGGAACUGUUCGACAAAUGGAAAACGUGCAGAUAGAAGUCGCGUUGACAAUGGAAUAAGAAACCAAAAUGGAAAACCUAAAUCUGAAAUAUCG
Molecule: messenger RNA, 1835 nt
Organism: Spodoptera exigua (beet armyworm)
Lineage: Eukaryota; Metazoa; Arthropoda; Insecta; Lepidoptera; Noctuidae
Source: the annotation of a GenBank genome assembly